Molecule: messenger RNA, 3237 nt
Organism: Acanthopagrus latus (yellowfin seabream)
Lineage: Eukaryota; Metazoa; Chordata; Actinopteri; Spariformes; Sparidae
Gene: sinhcaf
Product: SIN3-HDAC complex associated factor
Exons: 6
Coding region: 459-1289 (276 amino acids)
Biological process (GO): negative regulation of cell migration
Source: RefSeq, a predicted model, not a curated record
GUAAAGUUGAUGUUCGGAGGGGGAAAGUCGGGCAUCGUCGAGCAGAAGAAGGACGGUCAUCAUAAAAUGGGUGCGCAUGAAGCAGGUCGUGUGGCAUGCCAUGCUUCCUCGCCGGAGUGGGCGGUGAAAUUGGCGACUUGCACUUUUCUCUCGAUAAAAGCAAGUGGAUUUCUCGGUGUCUCCUCUUAUUUUAGAAAGUGGAGGUGUUGCUCUGAGUCGCCUCGGCGGCUUUCGGGGGGAAUUUUGCGGUUUACUUUUUAAAUAUUACAGUUUUUGCGGAAAAUCGCAUCACACCCCCUUCGCCACACUGCCUCCGCCUUUGAAGUGUGUUGCCAUGUUGCGUUGCGUCACGUACUGUAUUCUGCUGCAGAGAUCGUCUGCAGUUUACAGAUGAGGCACUCGGGGGGUGAAAAUGUGGUCAGCAUCGUAAGAUACUCCAGGAAAUAUGCACCUUACUGAUGUUUGGCUUUCAUAAGCCAAAGAUGUACAGGAGUUUGGAUGGCUGCUGCAUCUGCAGAGCAAAGUCUUCCAGCUCUCGUUUCACGGACAGCAAGCGGUAUGAGAAAGACUUCAGGAGCUGUUUUGGACUGAGUGAAACGCGAUCAGGGGAGAUCUGUAAUGCCUGUGUGCUCCUGGUGAAACGAUGGAAAAAGCUACCCGUGGGAACCAAGAAGAACUGGAACCAUGUCGUUGAUGCCAGAGGAGGCCCCAGCCUGAAGAUAACCUCCAGGCCCAAAAAGAUCAAGUCCAUCUCCAAGAAAGCUCGGCCCAGCCAGAUCAGCAGGCUGAAGAAGGAGCUGAAGAGAAACAAUUCGGACGCCCACAGCACCACCUCCAGUGCCUCUCCGGCUCAGUCUCCCAGCUACAGCAACCUGUCAGAUGACGGCUCAGACACAGAGCUCAGCCCGGGAUCCAGUCGUUCCCCUGUUUUCUCAUUUCUGGACCUAACAUACUGGAAGAGGCAAAAGGUGUGCUGUGGAAUCAUCUACAAGGGGCGCUUCGGGGAGGUGCUCAUCGACCCUCAUUUGUUCAAACCAUGCUGCCGCAAAAAGCAACGGCAGCAGCAACAAGAGGAAGAGGAAGAAGAGGAGGAUGAGGAGGAUGAAGAGGAGGAGGUGGAGGUAGAGGAGGGCCCGGUGGGCGUGGAUGUCAGUGGGCAGAAAAUCCAGACGGAAGAGGAAGUGAAGGAGACGCCGAUGUGUGAGGCAAACGCCGAGCCUGCUCAGCUAUGUGUUACCAUGACAACACCUCCAACCAGGAGCGGGGUGGUGGUGGAUGAAGGGUGGUGAAGUCACCCCCGCCCCCGUGACCCCGCACACAUCUCUAAUGAAAUAUUGGGGUGCUGUUUUUUUUGUGAAGCACUUAAAGAAGGAAGUGGCCUCAGAUUGCCUUCAAUCAUAAAGCAGCUGUAAAUCCUUUGGUCUUCUCCAUAAUACUGUCGGAGGUUUGAUUAUUAUUUUUUUCAAUGGUAACUUAUGGACUGUUGUGUUUCCACCUUUUGUCUUUUUUUAUUUUGUAUUUAAUAUUCUUACCAUCCUGAGCGAUGGACCGUCAUCCGUGGUGUGUUUGAUCAACUUUAGAUGAAAUGCUGGAGCUCUAGUUUGCUGGUACAUUUAAAACAGAUUUUUAUUCCAAAACGCAAUAGAUCCACUUACUUGCAGGAAAAAAAAAAAGGUGCUACUUGAAAUCCAUUCACUCAACAUUUCCACCGAUUCAACUCAUUCUCAAUGUGGAUAUUUUAUGAGCAUAUAUGUUAAGAUGACUAAUAUAAUGAGAUUAGUUUUUGCUUUUCUUUGUUGAGAGUAGAUAUCGCUUUUUUUCCAUUGAGAUGGUGGAUAUCUCGUUUUGGAAUGAAAGACACAUUGACAGAGCACAGACCUGUACAGUAUCCCCUUGUGUUUGUGUCUUUUCACAUUGACAUCCACUCCUAUCAAAGAGUUUGUGUUUGUAGACUGGAUUAGUGUCUCCGUGUGCAAAUACGUACGUGGGUCCCAUUUAAAUAAGGCCUAUUCACUGCUUCAACAGCAAAUACACCAGCCUUAAUUAUGUGUUACAGACAGUGCUAGUGUUAAUUCUGGAUUGGUAUUAAGGAACAAAAAGGGACAGAAGCUAUAUUUAUUGUGGCCUCAGCAACACAUAGUGCAUUUUUGCAUGAAUGGCAAAGCCCACUCAUCCAAAAGACCUAAAGAUCUGAUGCAUGAGUCUACUAAAAAAUUGCAUGGCCUUAUAUAAACUGUAAAUCUUACUUUUAUUUUUUUGGAUCCAUUUCUCUGAAGUUUUAACUUAUUUUUAUAUGUAAAAAAAAGUAAAGAAAAAGGAAAAACAGAAGUGUCUUCGAAUAACAAUUUCCACACAAUACAACAACAAAAAUACACAAUCGGUCUAUAGUCAUUCAAUAUCAGCAAUAUCAAUAUCAGUGAUUUCCGUCAUGCCUGGGUCAGUAUACGGUAAAAGACUUUAUACAAGCUGAAAUUCUAUGCCAUUGCCUCUUAUAUACCACAAAUGUGUUGUGAUAUAUAGCCUAAUAUUACUUUAUUUAUCAAAUUAAAGCCAAAGCACAUUGAAAUUCACCCAAUGUCAAAUCAAUGCAGGUUUUCUAUGGACACUUGUGCUUGUCCGAGGUCAUUUGUAUAUAUGUUUAUGGUAUUCUAAAAAGAACACUAAUAUGAAAUUUCAUACAUGUGACGUUGUAGUUGGGAGCAGAGGGUGUGUUAUGUACAUAAGGGGCUGGGCGAGCCACACGGCUCUUAUAUGGGUUCCAUUAUUUAUUUAUUUCAUAUUUAUUUGUAUCACUGCAUCCCCGCUUAGAAGUGUAAUACUAUGAAUUCUUUUCAUCCUUAGCUUAUAGGUAGUACGGUUUUGUACAUCAGAAAUCGAAUGUAAUUCUCACACAGGACAUUGCGUUGAAUUACUGGGUGUCAAUAUUUGUGAAAUGUUAAGUAUUUAUUUACUCAUCUGUUGAGUUGCGUGCAGCCUAACUUAUUCUGUACCAUCACUUUGAAACUGUAUCAUGUAGACUGAAAUGAAUGGUAGAUUGCAACCAAACUGUGCUUUUUUCCCCUUUUUAGCCUGUAGCUUGAAAGUGUUACAGAACAGUAGGAAACCUAACUCUAGACUUGCAUGUAUUGUUGCUAUGCAUUUACUUAGCUUACAAGUUAGACAAAGCAGUUUUGUAUUUUUUAUACAUCAUGUACUUUUUUUACAUGUCCCUUAAUAAAAGUAAUUUUGUGAGUUUUA